Colias croceus (clouded yellow) is the source of this 3486-nucleotide messenger RNA. RefSeq names its product actin-binding LIM protein 2 (gene Unc-115a). NCBI's taxonomy places the organism in Eukaryota, Metazoa, Arthropoda, Insecta, Lepidoptera, Pieridae. Gene Ontology annotation, cellular component: actin cytoskeleton. Gene Ontology annotation, biological process: cytoskeleton organization; lamellipodium assembly. The record is from RefSeq and is a predicted model, not a curated record. The transcript is spliced from 20 exons. The coding region runs from base 288 to 2810 and encodes 840 amino acids. Gene Ontology annotation, molecular function: actin filament binding.
AGUUCGGCGCUCAGUACUCGCCGAGGCUCCGUCUCAGUCGGUGUUGCGUGACGGCGUACCGGCCUACGUGUGAACCGCACGCUCGAGCGAAGGUGUCAGUGAUUACAGCGAUAUCGUUCCGCCAAUCGCGGCCGGCUGCUCCACGUAAACGAUAAACUAUCAGUCCGCCGUUGAUUUGCGCCGAAUGAGAAUUUUUCACGGCGUCCCGAUAAUAUCGAGUGUUUUGACACGGGAUUCCGUCUAUAAUUAAAGUCCUUGCGUGAGUUUUAUUGUGCUCGUGAUUCAAGAUGAGGCCGAAGGAGGAGGUGGACACGAAGAUCCAGACGGGUGCGUUCAUCCUGUCCGAGAAGAUCGACGACACCAAGUCGAAGAAAAGUGAAAAGGAAAUGAAGAAGGAGAUGAAGAAACUGGAGAAGGAGAAGCAGGAGCGCGAAAAGCGGGAGAAGAAAGCUCGCGAAAAGGAAAAGGAGCGUGAGAAGCAAGCUAAGAAAGGGAAGGUAACAUGCGGCGCGUGCGGCGGCAAGUGCAGCGGGGAGGUGCUCCGCGUCUCCGACAAGUACUUCCACAUGGCCUGCUUCACCUGCCGUACCUGCUCCGCGUCGCUGGCCCGAGGCGGCUUCUUCUGUAAGGACGGAUACUAUUAUUGCCCACAAGAUUAUCAACGUGCUUUCGGCACGAGAUGCGCAGCUUGCAACCAAUAUGUGGAGGGUGAGGUGGUCUCCGCACUCGGCAACACUUACCAUCAGAAAUGUUUCACGUGCGCGAGAUGCAAACGCGCGUUCCCAUCCGGGGAGAAGGUAACGUACACGGGCACGGAGGUGAUAUGCGCGGCUUGCACGUCCGCGCCGCAGAAGCACACGGCGCGCGCGGCCCGCUCGCCCGCGUCGCCCGCGCCCGUGACGCCCACGUCGCCCGUGUCUGACCACGCGCGUGAUGGGCGCGACCAGGUGGACCAGAGGCAGCUGGAUCCUAAUGCGUGUGCGGGGUGCGGACAAGAGCUGUCCGAGGGGCAGGCACUAGUGGCGCUGGACCGGCAGUGGCACACGUGGUGCUUCGCGUGCGGGGAGUGCGGCGCCGUGCUGCAGGGCGAGUACAUGGGCCGCAACGGCGUGCCCUACUGCGAGCGGGACUACCAGCGGCUGUACGGCGUGCGCUGCGCCUACUGCCAGCGGUUCAUAUCGGGGAAGGUGCUGCAGGCGGGCGAGAACCACCACUUCCACCCAACAUGCGCGCGCUGCAGUAAGUGCGGGGACCCGUUCGGUGACGGCGAGGAGAUGUUCCUGCAGGGCGCCGCCAUCUGGCACCCGCGGUGUGGGCCAGCUCCACACGCUCCGCUCACACCGCUGGACCCGCUCGCACUGGACAGGGCUUCGUCUGAGCUGCAGUUCUCGAUGCGGUCGCGCACGCCGAGCGUCAACGGGUCGUACUGCAGCCCGUACAGUAGUCUCAAUAGGAAGUACGGCAGCGGCUACCGCGGCGCGUCGCCCGGGCUGGUGCUGCGCGAGUACCGCUGCCGCUGCUCGGGGGACGCGUCGCCGCACCGCAUCACCGCCUUCUCGUACCUCACCAGCGAGCCGGCGCGCCUGCGCGGGCCCGUCACGCCGGCCGACCGGCCCCCCGCCUCGCCGCACUUCCACCGCCCGCCGUCGAGCCUAAGCACACGCACGAGUUCCCGGCCGGGCAGCAAGGCGUCGUCCCGGCCCGGUAUGCGCGUGCUCGUCGACUCCAUGCGGGCUGAAACACCACGACCGAAAUCACCGCAUAUGAAUAAUGAGGAGCCGAUAGAACUAUCACACUACCCAUCCGCGUACAAGCCUCCGCCGGGAACCAAACCCAAGAUAGAGAGAGACGACUUCCCCGCACCACCGUACCCGUACACAGAUCCAGAACGUCGCCGUCGCUGGUCGGACACAUACAAAGGUGUACCGGAAAGCGACGACGAAGCCGACGGCACCACCAACGGGAAGGUGAACGGCAACGGUCUCCCGGACCACAAGCUGCGCAAGGAGGAGCAGGAGUUGGCCAAGAUAGACUCGGGGAUCGCGCAGGUAUUUUUGAAAGAAGUCAAGGAACGUGAGAAAAUGCAACAGUGGAAGAAACAAAACUUAGAUCCUAGAAAUGCUAGCAGAACCCCGUCAGCAGCUCGCGAGGCAGUCUCCCGUCUCCGCUACUCGUCCCCGGUCGGGGCUUCGCCCUCCCGCACGCUCGACCGCCCGAGACAUCACGACUGUCACUCGCUGUCCGACCACCACCACGUGCCGUCUUAUAAUGUACAAACAUAUCAUACUAGUGAUGUAAUGUUCGCGCGAGGCGGGUCCGGCACGGGCACCCGCGCCAGCACGCUGCCCGCCGGGAUGUCGCCGUGCAAUGGUGACUUCACUUUCAGUGGCCUAGGCGACAAGACACACAGCACUGACUUCAGUAGCGGCAAGUCAGACAUGCGGACGGAUCUGUGCAUAUCUGCCGGCUCCAUAACAGACGUUGAUAGGAGUGCUGUGACAACAGAAGGCGGCGUGUUAGUACGCGGUGCAGCCGGCGGUAGCACGGCCGGGUCCCGCGCGGGCGCAGUCCGUCGCUCUCUGCCCAACAUGGCCACUUCACAUUUAGUGCACGAACCAGCCAAACUCUAUCCGUACCACUUGCUGCUCAUCACCAAUUACCGCCUGCCGCCCGAUGUGGACCGACUCAACCUGGAGCGCCAUCUAUCGGACGCGGAGUUCGAAGCGAUCCUGCAGUUCUCCCGCGCGGAGUUCUACCGCCUGCCGCAGUGGCGUCGUAACGAGCUCAAGCGACGCGCUAGACUGUUCUAGAUACAUGUCUCGUACACGUAUGACAUGUGGCACGUACACGUGUAACAUGUGGCACGUACGCGUGUGACUUGUGGCACGUACACGUGUAACAUGUGGCACGUACACGUGUGACUUGUGGCACGUACACGUAUAAUACGUGGCAUGUACACGUAUAAUAGUGGGCUCGUACACGUGUAAUAUGUAGCUUCGUGUGACACGUACAUGUAUAAUAUAUAGCUCCGUGUGACACGUACGUGUAAAAUGUGACACUAAUGUAAUUGCAGUUUCGUUUAGAGUAAUAAAUUGGUUCGUAUAUGGGAAAUUUGGAUAUGGAAAAUAAAAUAUUUAUCUGAAAUGUUUAAUGUCAUCUUAAUAAAGUUUAAAUACAGUUUGAUCCAGCAGCGUUUUAAUUGGAUUUAGUAUCAGAUAAUUUGUUGUUGUUGUUGGAGAUAGAAGAAAAGAGAAAUAGUAGGUGAAUUAAGGUCUAUUGAUUUUUAAUUUCGGAUGUAUUUUUUUAUUAUCAACAAAAUACUUUUUGUUUUAAGACGGCCCUUUGCGGUGCAUAUCAAAGAUAAAUUUUCUUAAGUUGUGUUUCUUAAGGAGUGUUUAAAUUACAUUGUAGUAAUUGCAGAGUUUUGUAACGUUUUUAAAAUUAAAAAUGUAAAAAAAAAACUUGCAAGUAUACUCGUUUCGAUAG